AUGGGUAUCAAAGGGCUUCAUGUUCUCCUCAAGUCGAUCCAGAAACCAUGCCAUUUGAAAAAGUUCAGCGGCCAGACCCUUGGUGUCGACGCUUACGGAUGGCUUCACCGAGGUACCGUCGCCUGUGCCAUGGACCUGGCCCUGGACAGGCCCACGGUAAAGCAUAUUGAAUUCGUCUUGAACCGUGUCCGCAUGCUCCUCUUUUUUGGAGUCACUCCAUAUCUGGUGUUUGAUGGUGACCAUCUUCCCAGCAAGGCUGGGACGGAGUCAGAACGGCUGAAGAAACGGGAAGAGAGCAAGAAGCUGGCCCUGGAGCUAUACAAUAAGGGCCGCAUGUCCGAGGCCUACCAGGAGUUUCAGAAGGCGGUCGAUGUCACGCCGUACAUGGCACGGCAGCUGAUCGAGGAAUUGAAAAAGAUGAAGGUCCAGUACGUGGUGGCGCCAUACGAGGCCGACGCUCAACUCGCGUAUUUAGAGCGUCAGGGCAUAAUUAACGGCAUCAUCUCGGAGGAUUCGGACCUGUUGGUCUUCGGCGCAAAACGUCUCCUUUCCAAAUUGGACCAGCAUGGUGAAUGCAUUGAGAUCAACCGUGCAGACUUCACUUCCUGUCGUGAUAUCAGCCUGAUUGGAUGGACUGAUGCGGACUUCCGGCGCAUGUGCAUUCUUAGCGGAUGUGAUUACCUGCCCAGCAUCCCCAAGAUGGGACUGAAGACCGCCUACCGCAGUAUUCGGAAAUACAAGAAUGUGGAGAAGGUCCUCCGGGUCCUCCAAUUUGAAGGACAAUACCAAAUUCCCGCAGACUACUUGGAAAAGUUCAAGCAGGCAGAGCUUACAUUUCUCUACCAGCGAGUGUUCUGUCCCAAGGCUCAGAGGCUUGUGACCCUCACCCCUUUGGACGGCAGUGUCAACGUGGAAGAGAUGCCCUUCAUUGGAGCAGACGUUGAUCCGGAGAUCGCAAUUGGCGUCGCCUGUGGAGAUCUUGAUCCAAUGACAAAGGAGCCUAUCAAUUUGAAGCCGUCAUUGACGACAAAGGCUCCUGGCAUAACAAGGAGACAGACGCUGGCUUCGUCUGCGGAGCUUAAGUCGAACAAGCCCAUCAGCGCGUUCUUCACGCCCAAACGAGUGCCCCUUGCUGAGCUCGAUCCAAACAGCCUUACACCAUCGCCAAGCCAACAACGCCUUCUUGAGCGCCAUGCAAAUAACUCGUGGGAAGCCAGUCCGGCACCGACGGGACCCAGUCUUCCCCGAUCAGUAUCUUCCAUUCCCCAGACACGCCCUGCUGCAAGCCCAAUGGUCCGGACAGUGGAAAGGGAAUCCUUCCUAGCCAGUGCAGGUAGGGUGUCAACGGUUCCAGCAGCAAAACGGCAGAGACUAUGUUCCGAUGCGGACGACGAGAGUCUCCCAGCCUCAUCCAAGGAAUCUCGGAGCCGCUUCUUUGCGGACAGUGCGGAGCCCAGUCCGAGCGGGCAGAAGUUGGCGAGAAUCAAGAAAUCACGGAGGUCUGAUUUCGGAGUAUAUUCUGAUGAAGUUGCAGAAGAAAUCAUGUGUCAAUUUUCUGAAUUCCAGGCACCUGCCGAGUCUGGCGAGGCCGGCGGGAGUGGUGCAGAGCCGCCCAAGGCAGACGAGGGAACAGCAGUGCAGAAGCCUGAGGGUCCCUCUGCCAUAGAGACGCCUGUGUCAAAGAUAUCAGAAUCUCAGGAUGCUGCUAGUACUGAUGUCGACAGCGGUUCGACUGUCUCUCCCGCGGAAGACACAUCCCCAGCAACGUCAGCCAUGUCUGUCAGUCCGGACACAGACCCGGAACUAUUUAACCAGGUCCUGGAGGCACACGUAAAAAAGCAGAAUGCAUCUCUGCUCUCCAAAUACGCCUUUUCACCCUCCGGAGGCGCUUCCCAAGACGCCGUUGCAACCUCGACGACCCCGUCGGCGAGUCCUGCGGGAUUCGUAUCCAAGGGCAAACCAGGAAACCGUCGCCGGCUCACGCCGUUGCAAAGACUCGGCCAGAGCGCGCUGACCAAGUCGAGAUCGAUGGACAAUCUUGGCGCGCGCACAAUGUUGACUGCUGCUACGCGAGAUUCUGGAUAUGAAUCCGAUUUCGCGGGAGGCAGCUCUCGAGAAGCCACGCCGGCUGCAAAGAAUCAGCCUCAAGGAAGUGAAGACCUGCUUGUCCCUUGCAGCGAUGAAGAAGAGGGGGAGUCGGUCAGUGAUAGCCGUCGCCCAGCUUUGGAUCUUAAGCGGUUCGCGUUCACACCGAAGUAG
This is a messenger RNA of Rasamsonia emersonii CBS 393.64, 2259 nucleotides long. RefSeq names its product Exodeoxyribonuclease I. NCBI's taxonomy places the organism in Eukaryota, Fungi, Ascomycota, Eurotiomycetes, Eurotiales, Trichocomaceae. Gene Ontology annotation, molecular function: 5'-flap endonuclease activity; DNA binding; metal ion binding. Gene Ontology annotation, biological process: DNA double-strand break processing; mismatch repair; DNA recombination. Bases 1 to 2259 code for a protein of 752 amino acids. Gene Ontology annotation, cellular component: nucleus. The record is from RefSeq and is a predicted model, not a curated record. The transcript is spliced from 3 exons.